This is a messenger RNA of Eimeria tenella, 375 nucleotides long. RefSeq lists its product as uncharacterized. The transcript has a single exon. Bases 1 to 375 code for a protein of 124 amino acids. NCBI's taxonomy places the organism in Eukaryota, Apicomplexa, Conoidasida, Eucoccidiorida, Eimeriidae. The record is from RefSeq and is a predicted model, not a curated record.
AUGCUGCAGGGGAAAGCAGCAGAGUCGAAGGUGCAGCCUGAGAACAAUGUGUACAUACACCCCACAAGCAGCAGCAGCAGCUGCUGCAGCAAGCGCUGCAGUAGCAGCAGCUGCAGCAGCAGUCGCAGCAGCAGAGGCUGCUGCUGCACGGACAACAGCAGCAACACCCGCAGACUCAGAAGCACCACCAGCAAGAAGAAAUGCCUGCACCUUCAUGGCCAGCAGCAACAGCAGCAGCAAAGGCGGCGGCAGCAGCAGCAGCAGGAGACGCGCCAGCAGCAGCAGCAGCAGCAACAGCUUGUGCUACCUGUAUAUAUUUUGCCGUCAGUGCCCAGCACGCUGACGCCUUGCUGCAGCUGCGAAAAGGGAGCGUAG